Messenger RNA from Pogoniulus pusillus (Red-fronted tinkerbird), 462 nucleotides. RefSeq names its product ribonuclease H-like. NCBI's taxonomy places the organism in Eukaryota, Metazoa, Chordata, Aves, Piciformes, Lybiidae. The transcript has a single exon. The record is from RefSeq and is a predicted model, not a curated record. The coding region runs from base 1 to 462 and encodes 153 amino acids. Gene Ontology annotation, molecular function: RNA-DNA hybrid ribonuclease activity; nucleic acid binding.
AUGACCACAGACUCAGAUAAAUCAGGAGUGUGGUUUACGGACGCAUCCUCCCAGAGGGUAGGGUCCAAAUGGCAUUACAAAGCCAUGGUCUUGGAGAUUGGCACAGGCCAAACUGUCACCGAGGAGGGUGAUGGCAGUGCACAAGUGGGUGAACUACGUGCCCUCAUGCUGGCAGCUGAGCAUGGAGCAGAAACCAUCUACACUGAUUCCUACUCCACAAUCAAAGGUGCCACCAAGCGGAUCUGCCAGUGGGAGGUGAAUCAGUGGAAGGUUUCAAAUGUAGAAGUAUGGAGGGCUGCUGACUGGCAGAGGCUAUUGGAGAUAAGCCGAUCCAGACUCCUCAAAGUGGGCUGGGUAAAAGGGCAUUCCAAAAAGCAAACCCCGGCUGCAACAUGGAAUGAGCAGGUGGAUUACCUGGCAAAGAUAAAUAUGGUCAGUGAUGAGAAAGAUGAUUGGUGGUGA